Molecule: messenger RNA, 1692 nt
Organism: Lecanosticta acicola
Lineage: Eukaryota; Fungi; Ascomycota; Dothideomycetes; Mycosphaerellales; Mycosphaerellaceae
Source: the annotation of a GenBank genome assembly
AUGCUCUCGCAGCUGCUGAACCCCGAGACCCAGCCCUCUCAGGUUCAGCAACCUCAUCAGCACCCGCCGCCUCCGCCCACCUCCUCCUCCUCUUCCACCUCCGCCGCGCCUGCUCAGCCCAACACUCCCUCGCAGUUGCCCGACUCUUCCUCCCCCUCCCAGCCCGCGACACCCUCGCCGCACACUCCCAUGGCCGGCGCUGCCAUGACCAUGCCGAUGGGCGUCGCCAUGCAGAAUAACGACGAGCAUCGACCAGACCUGCCGCGCCCCUACAAGUGCCCGCUCUGCGAUAAGGCAUUCCACCGAUUAGAACACCAAACACGACACAUCCGUACCCAUACCGGAGAGAAGCCUCACGCCUGCCAGUUCCCAGGAUGCACGAAGCGCUUCAGCCGGUCCGACGAGCUCACCAGGCAUUCUCGCAUCCACAACAACCCCAACUCUCGCCGCGGCAACAAGCAACACGUCGCCGCCGCCGCCGCCGCCGCCAUGUACGACAACCAGACUAUUCAUCAGCAGCUGAACCAGUUGAAUCAGCUCAACCAUAUGAACCAGAUGAAUCAGCUUAAUCAAAUCAACCAGAUGAAUCAGCUUAAUCAGAUCAAUCAGAUGAACCACAUGAAUCACAUGGGACAGAUGGGCCAGGGACAGAUGGGGCAGAUGGGACAAUGCAAUCAGAUGAGCCAGCCGGCUGCCAACCAGAUGACUUCGAUGAUGCCGCCGCCUCCUCAGCAACAACAGCAGCAUCAGCAACCAACCCAGCAGCCGCCUCCGCAACAGCAACAACCGCAUCAACCUCCGCAAUCACAGAUCGCCCUGUCGCCACCGCCAGUGCCCAUGCCAACCGCGACUCAGUCGGCGCCUGUAUCUCAACUGAGCUCGCCAAAUGUCUCCCCUCCUCAUCACUACGCGACGUACACUAGCACCCCUGGCUCGUACAUGACGCGGAAUACCAGUGGAGACUUGAGCCCAGCAGCGGGCAAUGGAUAUGGUCACAGACCCAUGGACAUCAACCUGCUCGCAACCGCAGCUUCGCAAGUUGAACGCGAGAACAACUCUCAGGUCCCCAACCAGCAUCUGUCUCUGCCUACGAGGCACAAUUACUCUUCGCAUCCAUACCACCAUCCUUAUCAUGCUGGACGGAUGCCGUCUCUAUCAUCGUAUCACUACUCGUCAAAUCCAACUUCGCAGCCGAUGUCGAGAUCGCACUCACACGAUGACGACGACCACCGCCCAACGAAGAAGUCAAGACCUGGUUCUCCGCAAUCUACGGCGCCGCCAUCGCCAUCAUUCUCGCAUGCGUCAGCAUCACCCACUCCUGACCACACGCCCCUCGCGACACCCUCGCACUCGCCGCGUCUGAGACCCCAAUUCUUCCACAAUGGUGUUCAGCUACCAACACUGCACUCUCUUUCACUUCAGCACCAGCCACCGCCCGCUCUCGCUCCAGUGGAGCCGUCAGCGGACGGCUCGCAGCCUUACGUUCCGGCCCAACACAGCGGUCUCAGAAUCAGCGAGAUCAUGGAGGCAGGCGAUGGCGCCCAGCGCAAAUUGCCCGUGCCAAUGGUCGCGGGUCCCAAGGAUACUGGAUAUACCGUGAAGGAGUUGCGAAAUCCGGAUAGCGGAGUCAGCAGCGGUCAGAGCAGUGCGAGAGCAAGUGAAGCUGGAAACGAUCUUCACGAACGAUUCUAA